Messenger RNA from Fundulus heteroclitus (mummichog), 1856 nucleotides. RefSeq lists its product as uncharacterized. The record is from RefSeq and is a predicted model, not a curated record. NCBI's taxonomy places the organism in Eukaryota, Metazoa, Chordata, Actinopteri, Cyprinodontiformes, Fundulidae. The transcript has 6 exons. The coding region runs from base 841 to 1617 and encodes 258 amino acids.
GGCGAGGCGGUAGCUCGCUAAGAUAGCGCUGCGGGAAACACUGAAUAGACACGUUAAUUACUUACCUAAUACAUGUAGCCUUUCUUGCUAUGCCCCACGCUCUCUCCCGCUCUCAUUCUCCUACACAAAGUUUUUUUUUUUUUUUUUUUUUUUUUUUUUUUUUUUUUAAUAUGUUAAGAUGCUUAGACUUGUUUCAUCAACGUUGUCACAACCAGGCUCUAACGUUAGCUUACCACUUAACAAUGCGCCAUUACGUUUGCUUUUGUGAUCUAACUGACACAGGCGGAGAGAAAGACGAACAUUUGUUUAGAGCUGCAACAAUGAACAAAAAUCGAUUAUUAACCCUCUUGCCUCUUCUACAUUUUCACUAGUUUUUUGGCCAUAACUUUCACUGUAUGACUUGAAAUGAAUGUAUGAUAUUUGGCUAGGAUAGGAAGCUUAAUUUCAUGUAACUUUCAAAAUUUGGUUUUGAAAUUUUUCUAACAUCAAUAAUACACUGGGUAAAAAAAAAAAUCAUACUCGACCUAAUACGCUUUUUAUAAAUUAUACUGAGAUUUGGUAAUGGUUUAUUUCAACCAGUUACUUUCUUUCUUACUUGUCUUUCAACACUAGUCACUGGUCAACAUUAAAUUCAAAACAAUACGGAAAAAUAUGUAAAUGAUAAGUUAACAAUCAUCUUUAUUGGGGGGAGAUUGGCUAACACAGUUUAGGUCAACUAUUUCACAACCAAUAGCAUUUAUUUCGAUUUUGGAAAUUUCAUGAUUCAUAUUUUUUUUUUUCUUUCUGCAGAUAAGUGAUGUGAGAAGAUUUUAUGGAGUAAACUGAAAAGUCCUCCUAGUCAUGGAUACAGAGAGCCCACUUCUGUCUUUCAUCAAAUCAAGUCUUCCUAAAAUGAGAGACCCUGAGCCUUUGUUGCAGCGUCUGCAAGAUUUAGGAGUUGAGGACCUGGAAGACCUGAGCUAUGUGCAGGAGAGUGACCUCCUUUCUGUCCUGAGACCAAUUGAAGCCAGGAAGCUUCUGUCACUGCUCAAAAAGACAAGCCAACAAGAUGUCUUGGACAGCCCUCCAAGCAACCAGAGCAACCAACAGUUCAGCAGAGCCAGUACCAGUACAAGUCCAGUAACACAGUCUGACGAGAUGCACCUUUCUGGUGGUUACAGCUCAGAAAGUUCACCGCGGUCAACAAGUAGUUCAAGUGUGGAUAUCACACCUCGUCGACUGUCUGAUAACAGCUGGCAUUUUAAAUUUCAAAUUCCUUGGCAGAAAAUUCCAUCUGAGAUCAUCAGAAAGCUGGAAAGGGGAAACCGGCCAACAAAAAGAAACUCGACUUUGGCAGCGGAGAAUUUCAUGCUGUCUGUGGACCAGACCAUUGUGAAUGGCCACAUCAGAAUCUUCAGUGAUGCUCUUAUGCUGAUGUUUGGUUCGUACUACUGUAUGAACAUAUCUUACCCAGCAGCCCAGGCAUCAACUUUGGAGUUCUUACAGAGGUGCCUCUUCAAGAUAAAUCCAGACAAGGGAUCAAAAGUGGAGCGGAACGCUACCAAAAGAAAACUUGCAGUCAGUCCAAAGGUUCUCACGCUGAUCACCAGAAUUACAGACUACGAGUGGAGGGAAUAAGAAGUGCUCACAAGUUAUGGAUACUUUGUCCAAGUUACAGACUGUUAUGGAUUAAUAUCCAGUGAGGUUUCACAUAAACUGUUAUGUAGCUUUGUUAUGAAUGAUGUGGAUUACUUGGCCAAGUUAUGGAUGCCUUUUGGAUGUAUGGUUACUUGACCCAGGUUAUAGAAAUGUUACUGUAAAUUGGUAACAACUUUUUCUUUUUCUUUUUUUUUUCUUUUUUUUUUUACUUUGUUUUA